Messenger RNA from Populus euphratica (Euphrates poplar), 1073 nucleotides. RefSeq lists its product as uncharacterized. Lineage: Eukaryota; Viridiplantae; Streptophyta; Magnoliopsida; Malpighiales; Salicaceae. Gene Ontology annotation, biological process: protein transport. The record is from RefSeq and is a predicted model, not a curated record. The coding region runs from base 663 to 1073 and encodes 136 amino acids. The transcript is spliced from 3 exons.
ACGUAAAUAGAUGAGUUUCAGGGGUCUUAUAGGUAAUUUUCCUCAGUUAAAGAACAUGGUUCCGAACGAAACGGCGCGCAAAAUCUUAUGCUGAGGAAGACAGAGAGAGAAUCCUGCGUGGCUAAAUCUUCUCUCUCAAAAAAAAGGCCACUCUCCUUUCCGCUUCCUCCUUAAAAAAAGCCUUCGAGCUUCCUCGUUGCCAAGUCGGGGAUUCUUGUUUGCCUGAACCACUCCUUUUUCUCUCCGUAUAUAUAUAUAUAUAUAUGUCCAUUCAUGGAUUUCUCUCUCUAAAACCAAGCUAAAAAUUCCUGCCUUUGAGAGCUUGUAUCUUGUUGAUUUAGAGCUGCUCAUUUCUUUGUUUCUUCCCUUUCUUAGAAUUAAAAGAUAAAAACCAAUCUCCUCGGUUUUGCUUCUCUAAAUUCUUGCUUUUUUCACCUUGAAAGUUUGGCAUUUCUUUGCUUCUUGGGUUCAUUAAUGCAGAUUCUUGAUGUUACUUGAUGCCCAUUCUGCAUCUCUGUUAAUCUUAUCACCUCAUCAUUGCUUCAAAGAGCAACCCAGAAAGUAGAGACCAUUAACGAAAAGAAAAUAUAAAGACAGAACCUCUUUCUCUCUACGAGUUCCUUUUUUUUUUUGUGAUUUGUUGAAGGCUUGUAGAGAUCAAAAUGUUUGACCGGUUUACAAGGUCCAAGUUCUAUACAAAAUGCAAGACAUCUGUAAAGAUAACAAAGACACGCCUUGAGGCAUUAAAGAAGAAGAAGAACAGUGUUAUAAAGUACUUAAAGAAUGAUAUGGCUGAUCUCAUUAGAACUGAUCAUGCUUACAAAGCUUUUUGCAGGGCAGAAGGGCUUCUGGCUGAGCAGAACAUGAUAAUCUAUUACAAUUUCAUUGAGCAGCUCUGUGAUUGCAUCUCGAGCAAUCUUUCCCUUAUGAACAAACAGAAGUAUGCUUUGCUAUUCAACAUGCUUUUGACUACCUAUUUUUUAUUGUUUAUCAAUUCUUUCUUUUCUUGCAUAAUCUCUCUCAUAUUCUAUAUCACAUGCAGCCACUUAAUUAGAGAGAACUUAUAUUACUAA